Molecule: messenger RNA, 1812 nt
Organism: Trichoderma citrinoviride
Lineage: Eukaryota; Fungi; Ascomycota; Sordariomycetes; Hypocreales; Hypocreaceae
Product: acyl-CoA synthetase-like protein
Exons: 5
Coding region: 1-1812 (603 amino acids)
Biological process (GO): fatty acid metabolic process
Molecular function (GO): medium-chain fatty acid-CoA ligase activity
Source: RefSeq, a predicted model, not a curated record
AUGCUGUCUCUCGCCUACUCCUUCGGCAGGCUCAAGCCCAUCGCUGUAUCAAGCCUCUAUGCAGCCUUCUAUCGCAGCCCGGUCACGGAGCCGACGCUGACCAAAGACGUCCCCGUUGCAAAAGAAAAGUUUCCGAAUGAUGCAAUCUUCACCAGACUCCGCCAAAUGACCCUGGAGAAGCCUGACCUGUUGUUCCAUGACGACUAUGGCGUUGAUGCCAGUUACAAUGACUUGAUCCGCGAUGUGAUACACCUGCGCCAGAUACUGAGAGAGCAGCUUCCUGCGUCUUCUUUCAACGCGGACGGAUCACUCAAGAAGGAUGCCAGGUCCAUCGGGUUUCUUGCCUACAGUGGAUACUGCUUCAUCGUGAGCUUCUUUGCCAUUGCUGCUCUGGGGGGCAUUUGCGUACCUCUAUCUACCGAUGUGAAUGCUGAAGAAGCAAGUUACUUCUUGAAGAAAACAAGAGUAACAUACCUUCUCACAGAAGCAAGCCUGUUUGGCAGAGCGACAGAAUUCCGCGAAUAUAUACACACCCAGCCUGAGCAAGUGUUGAGCCUAAUACAGCUGUCAAGAGCACCAAUUGAGCGGAACCCCAGCCCUGUUGACUGGGAACUUGACGACGGCUUGGCCUUUUCACCAACGGAUGGGUGCCUUGUUCUAUUCACCUCUGGAACGACUGGGCUGCCGAAAGGCGUUCUUCUUCCCCGGAAAAUGUUUCACUUUACCGAUGCUCCUCCAGUCCAGGAGAUUGUCUAUCUAGCAUCAUGUCCCGUUCAUUGGGUCGGCGGCACAGGUCUCAUCGACAGCGUGCUCGUUGGCGAAAACUUGCACAUGAUGAAGCACGGAUCCGAGCCUAAAGACUUCUGGGAGAUCUUGCAAAACGGCAAAAUUACUGACAUGAGCGUGUCGCCGACGCUUUUGAGGAGACUGGUAGAGUAUUACGACGAUGAGAUCCACUGCCUUUCUGGUGAAGAGCGCGAGACCUUUAUCAACGGAAGCAAAAGUCUCAAGUCUGUGUUCACAAGCGGUUCUCAGCUCAACCCUUGUCUCGCGCAGCGGUUUAAUGACUUGACUGGGACGCAUGUUCGGAAUGGGUACGGCAUAACGGAGAUGGGCGGGGGAGUCAUGGCCACUCCAGAGGGCUCAGCCAUUUCCGAAGGAUACGUUGGAAGGCCUUUUCCGGGCGUCACAGUGAAGCUUUCUGAGGGAGAUCAAGGAGAAGUGCUGGUCAAAACACCCAAUAUGUUUAUCGGAUAUUUUGACGAUGAUGAAGCAACACGCGCUUGCUUUGAUGAAGACGGCUUCUACAAAACGGGAGACCGCGCUCACCGAGUCGGUGAAGAGUAUUACUUUGACGGCCGGAACUCGUGCGACUGGAUUCGGUUUCACGAGUACACAAUUUCUGUGCUUGAGCUCGAGCAGCGUCUGACGGAUCUUCCAUAUAUAAGCGAAGCUCAUGUUCUCCCUGUGCGAGAGCGUGAGGCCGGCGGAUUGGUAGCUGCGCUUGUUCGGCUAUGCAAGCAUGAUGGCGAUGAAAAACGAUGCGAGGUUGACCUUCGAACUAUUCGUGAGAAUCUUGCUCGUGCUGGAGUGGUGUCGUAUAAGCUGCCGACGGUCCUACGGGUACUCCAAGAGGGGGAACAGGUGCCGUAUACGGCCUCUGGAAAGGCGCAGAAAAAGGAAGCUUUGCGACGGUACUUUGGUAUUGCGGAAUGCAUGCCGGAUCAGUAUAACUAUGAAGGCGUGGAAUACUGGGGGAAUAAGCUUGAUUUGGAUGCUUCAUCUCGUUUGUAUGACUGGGGAGGUCUAUAG